Nipponia nippon (crested ibis) is the source of this 4332-nucleotide messenger RNA. The record is from RefSeq and is a predicted model, not a curated record. Lineage: Eukaryota; Metazoa; Chordata; Aves; Pelecaniformes; Threskiornithidae.
AUGGUGAGCAUUUUAAUUGAGCAUACGUUGGAGUGCUUUCUAACCCUAUUUGGUACUGUGCAGGAUGACGAUCAAGAAGGCAAGCAAUGUCUGACCAGAAGAUUAGCCACAAUUGCAGGAACACGGGCAAGGGGAGAUCUAAACGGUUCAGGGCUGUGUUUGCAAGAGGGUGACUCCGUUAUUACAGUGCAGCUGACUGAGGAAGAUAAAGUUGAAGAUGAUGUAGUUUUUUACUUGGUCUUCACUGGGUCAACUGUCCAACACUGCACAAGCACGAGAAAGAUUAAUCCUGGGAGUCUGGAGACAAUUUCUCCUGGCCAUGACUGCUGUGAGACAGUGAAGGUGGCACUUUGUGCCUCUAGAGAAGGUCAUCCUGUUCUGGUUGUGGCAGAAGAGAGUUUCCAGUUUGUCCAGGAUGAAGCCUAUGAUGCCGCUCAGUUUCUGGCUACCUGUGCCGGCAACCAGCAGGCACUAAAUUUCACCCGAUUCUUGGACCGGUCGAGACCACCCGCUGCCGAUGUAGACUUCUUGGAUGAGAAAGUGGCUUUGGCGUUUCGACACCUGAAACUACCAGCAGAAUGGAACGUGCUGGGAGCGGACCAGUCGCUGACCGAGAACAUCCCUCGGGAAACACUGAUGCAUUUUGCGGUGAGGCUGGGUCUGCUGCGGCUAACGUGGUUUCUGCUCCAGCAGCCUGGUGGAAGAGGAGCUCUCAGCAUCCACAACAACGAAGGGGCAACGCCUGUGAGCUUGGCCUUGGAGAGGGGCUACCAGAAGCUGCACCAGCUUUUAACCGAUCACACUGUGAAAACAGCCAGCUCUCUUGCAGACUAUCUUGUAAAAUCGGAAUGUGCAAAUUCAUCCCAUAACUGCAUCAAAGUUCUCCAAGCCCUGCAAACAGAAAUCUGUGGAUGCUGGAAAUCGUGGACCCCUGUUUCAAUGGGUGGGAUGGUGGCAAAGCACCGUGUGACGAGCUCGGGGCUGGCCGGAGCGGUGGGAGCAGCGUGUGACACGGGGGCCGCCACGGCCCUUGCCCACGUCCUGGGAGAUGAUGUUCAUGUAAACAGGCCUGUGAGGAGGCGAACAAAGACAUUUGAGAAGAUUUGCAUCCCUCCUUGCCUGCAGAUUAACCUGCGCUUGUUUUAUUGCAGAGAGGAAGCCAGGGAACCGGACUCCUGGAGCACCUUGUCUCACACCGUGCACUCAGGGGACUACAGCGUGAAGCACCACCGCGGGCUAGAUGUUUACAUGCUGACGGCUGAAGCCAAGGAAGGGGUAGUGGCCAGCUUGGAGAGUGACAUUCGGCACCUUCAGAUGCACAUGCAGAGCCACCAGCACGUGAGUUUAAAGCAGCAGACAGAGCCUGUACUGGGAGAUUCUGGAGACAGCUGUGCUAAAGGAGCAGAGCCAGAUGGUCACCCAGCCACUACCUCUCAGAGCCUAGAAGAAAUGGCAAGAGAAGGAAGGCAGGAAAGUCCAUCUGAUCUUGUUCACCUGGACAUCGGGCAGCUCUCAGACCAAUCCCACCAGGAGGAGAAAUGCAACAGCAGGAGUUUGGGAGCUUUUAAUGAUGCGCCAAAUGACUUGCUGAGCCUGGGGGAUGCAAAGAGCCCAGAGUGCUCCUGUGAAAGUAAAAAUACAGUGACGUUGAGUAAAAAGGAAGAGGAGGGGCCAACCUCUGCUGAAGGCUCUGGAACUAUAUCAGAUGAGGAGGACUGCACAGUGAGCCUGUGUGCAAGUGUAAACGGUGCCGUAAAUCUUCCAUCCUGUGGAAAUACAAAUGAGGAAGCUGGAAUGACAUCUGCUGGAGUUGGUUUGGAUCAAGCCGGCUUGUGCAGUAAAGAUAGUCCCCGUCAGGAAGCACAAGCUGCCAAGGAGCGUGCAGCUGACAGUACUGUUACUGUGGUUGAAACUACAGGCGAAGCCCCAGCUUCAUUGGAGGGCGUGGAUGUGGCUAUGGGCCAAACUGAAUGCAGGAACUGUACAGGGGCGGCUGAGAGAGCUGCGGGCCAGCAGCAGGUAGAGGAUGGGAUGGCUGAGGCCGGUGAAAGGAGGACUGCAAACCUAGAAGAGCAAUCGCCAGCUAAGGAAGAGUCAGCCAGUGCUGCUCAGCCCUUACUCAGUGGUUUUAAUGGCACUGAGCAUGCAGAUGGGGAGGAUGCAAAUGCGGGAGUGGUACCAGCAUGUGACGGUACGAAUGCAGACGGUGGCACUGGCGAUAUCUCUGUUGACCUUUGCAAGACUGGCAAUAACAAAGAGACUGGAGCAGACUCAUGCACUGAGCAGGUAAACAGUGGCUUCUUGGAAAGCCAAGACAAUGCCUGUGUCGCAGCAAGGCAGGAUGUCACUGUGAGCGCCAGGGCAACAUUGCCAGCAGUUAACGGGGUGAAGGUUCCCACUUGCGCAUCAGAACCUGGUCCUGGUUUGGAAACGCAUGGCAGUGGUAAGAGCGGGGAGCGAGGAGGGCAGGUGGAAGCAGGUUGCCCAGAUGGGAAAUCCAGCUCUCCCCCACUGGAAGGCAGCGUGGAAACCGAUGACCAUGACGCCAAACCUGAAAACGAUGAUGUUGGUGGAUCUAAUCAAAGCAGUGCAGAACCUGUGUGUUGCCAGGAGAGCGGUAAGAUCACUGAACGUGCAGCUGAAGCAAUGGAGGGUAGCAAAGCCCGUGAAGACGAGCCAGUAGGAACUGAUACCAGCAGCAGCGGAGAUGGAGGAAGCGUAGAUUCUGCAGACGGAGGUCAGGAAGUUGCUGGCUGUCGCCCUUCUGCUGAUCAAACUGUUGUUAAAGAUGAAAUGGGAGACAGCUUCAAACCGGACGCUGCUCAAGAGAGCAAACAUGCGCCUGCAUCGCUCCCUCCAGAGGAUGCAAGCCCAUGCCUGGCAGAAAAACAGCCUGCACAAACAGAAGCAGAGAUAGCAGAAAGUGCUUUGGAGCAGGAGGGGCUGAGCGGUGAGAUGAAAUCACUCUCUCCCCUGCCCAGAGGAGAGGGACUGGCUGUGAGUCAGGAGGGAGAUGCUGCAGUGGCACCUCCCGGGCAGGAGGCAGCUCUGCAAGUGGCGGCAGCAGCAGCAGGCUCGGCGGAGCUCUCCCAGCAGCGUGGCGGGGAGCGUGGCAGCGUAGCUGCUGGAGCUGGCAGGCCUGGGGUCCGUGCGGGGGACGAGGGCUCUCCAGAGCAGAGCCUCUCGCAGCAGGCUGAAGGACGCAAAGCUGAGCCUGAGGCUUGUGCAAGUGGCAGAGAGCAGGUUUUGUCGGAGGAACUUCUUGCUGCUGUUGUGAAACCCUCAACCUGCAGUCAAGGGAGGCCUGUGGCAGGCAGCAGUGAUGUGGAUGCUGGGCUGAAAGGGACAGUCACUGCCGAAGAAGCGUGCAAGACCGGGGCAGAGGGUGCAGAAGGCGGCACCAUGCACAGACCUGCAUCAACAGGCGAGUCACUGGGUGCGGACAGCGACCCUUGUCCAGGUGCGGGGCUGAACCAAGAACAGGAUUCCAGUCAAAUCCAGCAGGAAAUCUCCCCACGCAGCAGCACGCCCGAAUUAAAGGAUGCUUCAGAAACGGGAGCCCUGAGUGAUGCCUGUGAGGAUAAGGAAGUGUUAAGGCCGGUGACAAUAACCCCCGUCACGGCGUAUCCGGAAGAGCAGGAGGACACGGAAAGCGUGCUUCCCCGGGCAGCGCUUCAGCCCAUCGCAGAAGAGCCCACGUGUGACAGCGACUCCAGCACGGACACCGUUUGUCUGGCCGGUGAGAGCGAUGCUGGUCCCAAUGCAAAAGCAGCUCAGGGGGAGGUCGUGGCUGAGCCCAAUGGAAGGCAAAGCCGAGCUAUACCCGAAUCAUCCUUCUCACCAUGUUCGUGCCGUUUACAUGCUGUUGAGUCACUGGAAAAUGCGGGAGUAAAGAGUUUGGUUUCGGCAGAUGAUGGCUCCUCUCUGGAUAAAGUUCCUAAAAUGGUAAAAAGUUUUGAUGCGGUGGUUUUUGCAGCAGAGACACCUUGUUCCCCUGAAUUAGCAGCUGCAGAAAAAGAGGGGCUUGAGUCCCAGGCUGCAGUGGAUGUGGGAGCCAGCCUUAAUGGAGAAAUGGAUUUAAGUUCCUUGACAAAGAGGAGGAACAUCAGCCCAGCAGUGAAACGAGCUGAGCCUGUUACAGGGAAGCUGGAAAUGAAAACUGAAGACGAGGUGGAUUUUCUGAAAGAUCAUGAUGAGGGCGCAGCCCACGAGGAAGCGGUUGCAGGGUUUGAGUCACCUUUGCCAGAGCUUGAGCUGGUGGUUACAAAGUGCCUCAUACAACCAGGGGACUUGGGUCACCUUGUGGGCUGGAAAAGACCUACAAACCCUUAA